GUGUGUGUGUGUGAGAGUGGGUGAGGCAGAGAGUGGUCUCUUUAGCUAAACACAACACACACACAGACAGCUCAGGCAUUUCACCUCAUCCCUGGAAAUCAAUCACAUCAGCUCUGAGCAAGGAGGAUAGAGGCAGGCAAAGGCACCCUGGCUUGUAGGGGUUAUUAAAGGGGAUUGAAUGCAUUCAGCGUGUGCAGGAAAACAGACCAGAGACCAGGACAGGACCUUGUUCGGACCAGCUGGGACUCAGUCGCCAAAGAUGAAGGCUGCGGAAGUUGAGGACCAAACAUUGUUUACAGAUACCUACUGCAAAAUCUGCAAUGCGCAGUUAAUUUCUGAAUCUCAAAGGGUUGCACAUUACGAGAGCAAAAAACACGCCAACAAAGUUCGACUUUACUACAUGCUUCACCCGGAGGAUGGAGGACCUCCUUCAAAAAAGCUACGUCCUGAUGACCCGGAAAGCGAUGAGACUGAAGUGGAUAAAAAUAAAUGCUGUACCCUUUGCAACAUGUUCUUCACAUCUGCUAUAGUCGCUGAAUCUCAUUACCAAGGCAAAACUCACGCUAAAAGAGUGAAGCUUGUGCUUGGGGAGUCUCUGAACACACCGGCUCAGACAGAACCUGUUCUGGAGACCCCAGAUGAACCAGACCUAACGCUCCAGGAAGAAGAUACUCUCUGGAGCAUAAAUAUUGGAAAUGAGUCUAAAAAAUUUUGUGACCUCUGCCGAGCGUGGUUUAAUAACCCAUUAAUGGCACAGCAGCACUAUGAAGGGAAAAAGCACAAAAAGAAUGCGGCAAGGGCUAAACUUUUACAAAGGCUUGGUGAAACCCUGGACUCCGAAGCAUUGGAAGCUCUGCGAAGUAGCUACUCAUGUAACACUUGCAACAUGGUCCUAAAUUCAGUUGAGCAGUAUCAUGCCCACCUUAAAGGUGCUCGCCAUCAGAACAAUGCCAAUAACAGUACAGAAGGAGCCAAGUCUUACGAGCCAAGUAUUCUACCGAAUUCUGCUGAUGCUCAGAUGCAACGAAGGAGCAACUUUUACACAAAAAAUAACACACAAGAGAGAAUGACAAAGGAUGCAGGAAAGGACAAUGACAGCGGAAGGAGCUCCCUCAGUCCACCGCAGAUGACAGAGUGUUCACCAGAAAGCACUUUCUUUUCCAUGAUGGUCGAAGAAGAAGCCACAUUUUGUGCUGACUCGUGCUGACUUGUCAGCUUUUCUGCGUAACACUCAGACUUGUUUUUAUUAAGUACAGCACAAGAAAGGGCUUAUAUUUUUUAAGAUAUCACUUGGAAAUACUGGAAAAAAAAUGAGCAUGGAAUCAUCUUGAAAUAUACAAUUUGAUUUUCGGUUUCCAUUGAAGAGAAACAUCUCUCGUGACUACAACAUGAUCUUUGUGUUUGAAGGAUUCUAUUGGAUUAUGUGGCUCCAAAAAAUAUUCAUCUUCAAAUGAAAAAAUGGGACAUUGAAUAG
Molecule: messenger RNA, 1474 nt
Organism: Spea bombifrons (plains spadefoot toad)
Lineage: Eukaryota; Metazoa; Chordata; Amphibia; Anura; Pelobatidae
Gene: ZMAT4
Product: zinc finger matrin-type 4
Exons: 8
Coding region: 179-1207 (342 amino acids)
Cellular component (GO): nucleus
Molecular function (GO): nucleic acid binding; zinc ion binding
Source: RefSeq, a predicted model, not a curated record